UUCCAAUGGAGAUCUUCAACAUAUCCAGGCUAAGAGUGAUUUCUCUUUCAUUCAACAAUCUAUCAGGAAGCCUCCCACCAAACAUGUGUUCUGUCAUACCAAACAUUGAAGUGAUUUAUCUGACCUUUACCAAUCUUGUUGGGACUAUUCCUCAUUCCAUCUCCAAUUGUUCAAAGCUUACUCGUCUAGAGCUUGCAGGCAACAAACUCACUGGCUUGAUUCCCAACUCACUUGGAUAUUUGACUCAUCCACAGUAUCUUAAUUUAGGGGGAAACAAUUUAACCAGCGACUCAUCAUUAAGGUUCCUGACUUCCUUAACCAAUUGCAGAAAUUUAACAUUUUUUAUUCUAACUUUAAACCCUCUAAACAGCAUUCUUCCAGUCUCUGUAGGGAACUUUACCACAUCUCUUAUAAGAUUUUUCGCAAGCAGUUGCAAUAUCAAAGGGAGACUGCCCAAUGAUUUUGGGAACUUAAGCAGCUUAUUAGACCUUGACCUUUCUGCAAACAAUUGGCAACUUGAGAAACCUUCAGCGCUUCAACUUGAGUAUCAACAAACUUACAGGAUUUUUUGGAGAUUAUAUAUGUAAAUUUCAGCAUUUGGGUGCUAUUUACGUAGGUCAAAAUCAACUCUCAGGGUCUCUUCCUAAUUGUUUAGGGAAUAUUACUUCCAAUAUACCACCAAGCUUAGGAAGCCUUCAAGAUCUAGUGGUUCUUGACUUAUCGUCAAACAACAUGGUAGGUUCUUUACCUCCAAGAAUUGGAAAUCUAAAGUCUGCAACAAAGAUGGAUCUAUCAAUGAAUCAAUUCUCAAAUGGAAUUCCUAGAGAAAUUGGAGAAUUACAAAAUCUGGCACACCUUUCUUUGAGACACAACAAGUUGCAAGGAGCUAUACCUGACUCAAUGAGCAACAUGGUAGGUUUGGAAUUCCUAGACCUUUCUCACAAUAAUAUAUCUGGAAUCAUUCCUAAGUCUUUGGAGAAACUUCAAAACUUGAAGUAUUUCAAUGUUUCUGUCAACAAAUUGUAUGGUGAAAUGCCCUCGGGGGGUCCUUUCAUGAAGGAUUCCCCAUGAAUUCGGAAACCUCACAUUUCUUGUUUAUAUUGACUUGGAAAGCAACAAUUUCCAGGGAAAUUUGCCUCAAGAAAUUACACGCUUGCGUCGGCUCAAGUUUCUUGAUUUAAGUUUCAACAACUUCAGUGGGAAGGUUCCUUCUUGGUUUGGAAUUUUACACCAACUUCAAUUUUUAAGUCUUACGAAUAAUAGUUUCACUGGUUCCAUCCCUUGUUCAUUUUCUAAUAUUUCCACACUUGAGACUUUGAAUCUGAAUUUCAAUUACAUAGAGGGCCAAAUACCAAAAGUGAUUGGAAGUCUUUUAAACCUUAGAGUAUUAAAAUUGAGGGGUAACAAUCUCAUAGGCUCUAUUCCUCUGUUGCUCUUGAAUGCCUCAAGGUUGGAGACUUUAGAUAUAUCUUAUAAUUCACUUCAAGGAAACAUUCCAGAAGGGAUCGGCAAUCUUCACAACAUGAAAGUGCUAUCCAUACAAUAUAAUCAACUUAUGAGUUCUAUACCAUUCACAAUUUUCAAUAUUUCUAGGAUCGAAGUCAUUGCAUUUACUGGCAAUAGCUUAUCAGGAAGUCUUCCCAAUGGUUUAUGCAAUGGUGUCCCAAUACUCGAAGGGCUUUAUCUGUCUUAUAACAAGCUUCACGGUCAUAUGCCUACAAGCUUAGCAAAUUGUUCACAACUUCAACUUUUGUCUUUAACGGGCAAUGAGUUUGAUGGACCAAUACAUAGUGAAAUUGGAAGAUUGAGUACCUUGCAGUUUUUGUAUCUCGGAAGUAACCAUUUCACGGGUGAAAUACCCAAAGAGAUAAGCAAUCUCAUUGAGUUGGAGGAACUUGAUCUUUCGACCAAUAAUUUUAGUUGUUCACUUGAUAUGGAGACCUUCAACAUAUCGGGGCUGAGAAUACUUGGUCUUACAGACAACGAUCUAUCAGGAAGCCUCCCACCAAAUAUAGGUUCUAUGUUACCCAACAUUGAAGUGCUUUAUCUGGGCAACUUAACCAAUCUUGUUGGGACUAUUCCUCAUUCCAUAUCAAAUUGUUCAAAACUUACUAUUCCAGAGCUUACAACAAACUCACAGGCUUGAUUCCCAAUUCACUUGGAUAUUUGACUCAUCUACAGUUACUAAAUCUAGGGGAAAACAAUUUAACCAGUGAUUCAUCAUUAAGCUUCCUGACUUCCUUAACCAAUUGUAGAAAUUUAGCGUAUCAUUCUCUAUAUCUUAACCCAAUAAAUGGCAUACUUCCAGUCUCUGUAGGGAACUUUUCUAAGUCUCUAAUGAAAUUUUACGCCAGCAGUUGCAAAAUCCGAGGGCGAAUUCCAAUUGAAGUUGGGAACUUAAGCAGCUUAUUAGACCUUGAUCUUUCUGGAAAUAACUUGGUCGAAUCAAUUCCAACAUCAAUUGGCAAGUUGAGAAGCCUUCAGCGCUUCGUGUUGACUAACAACAAAUUAACAGGAACUAUUGGAGAUAAUUUUUGUAAAUUGCAGCGUUUGGAUGCUAUUUACUUCAGUCAAAAGCAACUUUCAGGGUCUCUUCCUUAUUGUUUAGGGAAUAUUACUUCCCUUAGGGAGAUACAUGUGGGCUCCAAUAAAUUGAGUUCCAAUAUACCACUAAGCAUAGGGAAACUUCAAGAUCUAGUGGUUCUUCACUUAUCGUCAAACAAGAUGGUAGGUUCUUUACCUCCAGAAAUUGGAAAUCUAAAGGCUGCGACCCAGAUGGAUCUGUCGAUGAAUCAAUUCUCAAAUGAAAUUCCUAGAGAAAUUGGAGGCUUACAAAAUUUGGCGUACCUUUCUUUGAGACAUAACAAGUUGCAAGGACCUAUACCUGACUCAAUGAGCAACAUGAUAGGUUUGGAAUUCCUAGACCUUUCUCAUAAUAAUAUAUCCGGAAACAUUCCUAAGUCUUUGGAGAAACUUCAAAACUUGAAGUAUUUCAAUAUUUCUAUCAACAAAUUGUAUGGUGAAAUACCCUCAGGAGGUCCUUUCAGGAACCUCUCGAGUGAGUUUUUCAUCUACAAUGAAGCAUUGUGCGGUUCUUCAAGAUUUAGUGUCCCACCAUGCCCCACUUCAGCAAAGCACAAAUCAAAUAGGAAAAAAUUGCUUGUUCUAUUUCUUCUGCUAGGACUUGCACUUCUAUUUGUUCCCAUCUCUUUUGUGUUCGUAUGGAUAAGGUAUAGGCAAGGUAAAAGAGUUCCUCAACAAGAUGAUUCAUUGUCCACCAUAACAAGAGAAAGAAUUUCAUACUAUGCAUUGCUCCAAGCAACUGAUGAGCUUAGUGAGUGUAAUCUGAUUGGUUCGGGAAGUUUUGGCACUGUUUACAAAGGCGUUCUCAGAAGUGGAGCUGUCAUUGCAGUUAAAGUGUUCAGUCUGCAACUGGAUGCGGGAUUCAAGAGUUUCGAUACAGAAUGUGAAGUUUUACGGAACCUUCGCCAUAGGAAUCUCGUGAAAGUCAUUACUAGUUGUUCCAAUCUUGAUUUUAAGGCUUUAGUGCUCGAGUAUAUGUCUAAUGGAAGUCUUGAGAAGCAUUUGUAUUCGCACAACUACUUCUUAGACAUAAGGCAGAGGCUAAGCAUAAUGAUAGAUGUGGCGUGUGCGUUGGAAUAUCUUCACCAUGGGUCCUCAUCGACUGUGAUCCACUGUGAUCUGAAGCCUAGUAACGUCUUGCUGGAUGAGAAUAUGGUUGCCCACCUCAGCGACUUUGGCAUUUCAAAACUGCUUGGUGAAGAUCAGAGUGAUUUGUACACUAAAACCUUAGCAACAUUGGGGUAUAUUGCACCAGAGUAUGGACUGGAUGGAAUAGUGUCUACAAAGUGUGACGUCUAUAGUUACGGGAUCAUGUUGCUUGAAACGUUUACCAGGAGAAAGCCUAAUGAGUUUGAUGGAGAUCUUAGCUUGAAGCAAUGGGCAAGUUAUUCACUCCCAGAAGCAGUAAUGGACAUUGUAGAUGUCAACUUGGUAACACCACAGGGUAAUCAGAAGGAGCUAGAUGUUGUGGCUUCAAUCAUGGAAGUUGCAUUAGAUUGUUGUGCUGAAUCUCCGGCAAGAAGGACAAACAUGAAAGAUGUUGUAGGGAUGCUGCAGAUCAAGAUUCAACUUCUUCUUGCAUAUUGAACAUGGUUUUGGAAUCUGUUGUUCCAAUCACAUGUCUUUGGAAUCUGUUCCAUAUUUACAACUCUGAUUGGGAUGUAAAAGACUUGGUUGAUUUGGUGGUAUUAGUAUUGAUAUGACCCAAACAUUUAUGGUCUGUUCAAACCAUCAAAAAUUAUAAAGGCCAGAGAAUCGCGUCUAAAUUUCAUAUUAGGGGAAGUAUUUUAUUAGUAAAUAUUAUGAAUUAAGCAAACUAAGGUUAUGUUUUUAGUGACUUUAACAAAAGUUUUGUAAAAGAGGACCUUUUGCCUUAAAAAA
Molecule: messenger RNA, 4464 nt
Organism: Capsicum annuum
Lineage: Eukaryota; Viridiplantae; Streptophyta; Magnoliopsida; Solanales; Solanaceae
Product: receptor kinase-like protein Xa21
Exons: 3
Coding region: 2338-4170 (610 amino acids)
Biological process (GO): protein phosphorylation
Molecular function (GO): protein kinase activity; ATP binding; protein binding
Source: RefSeq, a predicted model, not a curated record